AUGACUAUUAAGUUAGUUGUGGGAGGUUUUACUUUGAACAUAAUCAGAGCAUACGCACCCCAAGCAGGCUUGGAUGAGGAAGUGAAGAGGCAUUUAUGGGAGGAUUUGGAUGAGAUGGUGCGUGGUAUCCCACAUACCGAGAAGCUUUUCAUAGGAGGAGAUUUCAACGAACACAUUGGAGAUAGAAACGGAGGAGGAACGUCUCUGCUGGAAUUUGCUAGCGUAUUUGAUUUGGUGAUAGAAAACUCGAGUUUCCCGAAGAAGAGGGAGCACUUGGUCACCUUCCGAAGUUCGUUGGCCGAGACUAAGAUUGAUUAUUUACUCUGCGGGAAUUCUGAUAUAGUUCUUUGCACGGAUUGCAAGGUCUUCCCGAGUGAGAACCUCUCGACCCUUCAUAGGCUUCUGGUCAUGGACCUUGAGAUCACGAGGAAGAGAAGUAAGAGGGCGAUGUAUAGCCAACAUAAGAUCAAGUAG
Molecule: messenger RNA, 474 nt
Organism: Nicotiana tabacum (common tobacco)
Lineage: Eukaryota; Viridiplantae; Streptophyta; Magnoliopsida; Solanales; Solanaceae
Source: RefSeq, a predicted model, not a curated record